This is a messenger RNA of Trichoplusia ni (cabbage looper), 1054 nucleotides long. RefSeq names its product longitudinals lacking protein, isoforms H/M/V-like. Bases 121 to 1032 code for a protein of 303 amino acids. Gene Ontology annotation, cellular component: nucleus. The record is from RefSeq and is a predicted model, not a curated record. Lineage: Eukaryota; Metazoa; Arthropoda; Insecta; Lepidoptera; Noctuidae. The transcript has 7 exons. Gene Ontology annotation, molecular function: carbohydrate binding; protein binding. Gene Ontology annotation, biological process: regulation of transcription by RNA polymerase II.
CUGACCUGGACAAUAAUAACCUUACUGUCAAAAUUGAUUCAAACGGAGAAGUAAAAGAGCGUCAGAGUCAAUCAAAAAUUGUAAAUAAAUAAAUAAAAUCAGGCAAAAGUUGUUUCAGUGAUGGCUCAGUCUCAAUUUUCUUUAUUGUGGAACGCACACAAGAGAAAUAUCUGCACCGGGUUAAGUUCUUUACAACAGAAUGGUGAGUUCGUGGACAUGACUCUGGCUGCAGACGGUCAUCAUGUGAAGGUUCAUCAAGUGAUCAUUGCUCUGGCUAGUCCAUAUAUCAAGGAUCUACUUGCAUCGGCCCAAUGCCCUCACCCAGUAAUAUUUCUUAACAAAAUAUCCUACACAACACUAUGUUCUCUUCUGGAGUACAUUUACACUGGAGAGGUUUUAGUGUCCAUAGAGAACUUGAGUGAACUUCUUGAAGCAGGCAAAGAACUACAUAUAAAGGGUUUGGAAGAUAUGAAGUUAGCCGAGUCUAUAAGUGUAAACCAACCAACCGAGAAUGAAAAUGACCUAGACUGCAAUAUAACUAUGGAAGAUAGUGAAUCUAAGUUUAUUUUGACUAGUAUGAUAGAUAAUGACCAACCAGAAUUAAGUACAAAUAUGGAUGAAACAUAUGAGGAAGAAGAGGAGGAUGAUGACUCCAUGUCACAAGAUGUUACAACUGUUUUUAAUAAAUCAGAGACUGUUAAUAGUAGUGAUAAUACCAAACUAAGUGUGAUGCAGUUCACAGUAUCAAACCAGGGCUCGUUACAAAUGAUUCUAAACCGGUACAUAUACUACUUGAAGCACACGAAUAGGAACAACACGCGGCAGUGGCGCUGCGUCGACUAUCUCAACACCAUCAAAUGUCCAGCCCAUGUAUUCACCAAAGAUGAUGUUGUUGUACAACGGAUUUCUGCCCACGUGCAUCCCUUCCACGACAAACGGAUAUUGAAGAAAGUCCGCGCAGGCGCCGUGUUCUCAGCGAUACAGGAGGCCGAACAACAACGCAAGAAAAAACAGGCCACUAAUAGCGAUUGAAUAAAAUAUAUUUUUCAUAUAA